AAAAUGACCAACAUGCCGUCGCCGCAGUUUUCGCUGCGAUGGAACAAUUAUGCGCAGUAUAUAGCCACUGCAUUCGGUGUCCUGCGCUACGACGAAGACUUCGUCGAUGUGACACUGUGCUGUGAUGGCCGCAAAAUAGGUGCCAACAAGAUGUUGCUGUCCGCCUGCAGCCCUUAUUUUAAGGACGUGUUCAAGGAGAACCCCUGCCAGCACCCAGUUAUUAUCUUCAAGAACGUGCGCUACACCGACCUAAUGUCAAUCGUCGAAUUUAUGUAUCAGGGAGAGGUGAACAUCGCUCAGGAUCAGCUGCCUUCGUUUCUGCAAACUGCCGAAAUGCUGGCUGUACGUGGUCUCACGGAGAAUUUGAACGACACUAAGCUACAACAGAUAGUAACAACGUCACAGCCUGCUAGUACUGUACCGGUGCCAGCUACUCCGACGGGUCCCUCAACCAGCGAUGGCGAAAGAUAUGAACAGGAAACCCACACGUUAUCUGACGGGAAAGUUGUAUCGACCACCCCACAAACCACGCAGGAGAACCAAGGACAAAUGCAGGACAAGGAGAAGCAGCAAGUUACUGUCGAACCUUACUCAGAGGCGGCUGAACAAUCGGAUGCUUCGAUGAACAUUGAAAUGACGGAAUUUAUCGUUGUCGAUGAGGCGAUGGCUAGCAGCAAUGGAAAUAACAACGCAUUCAUGGCAGAGAGCUAUCAGUUGGUAGCCGAAAAUAUCGAAGAGAAGAAUGAGGAUGAGGAUAUGGCACAAGGCAACAUUGAAAUCGAAGGCUCGGAUAUGGAUAUGAUUCGUAACUCCCAGAGUUCAUCCGAGGAACCGUCGAAAUCCAAUCUCUUACCAGUUUCUAUGGAUACUAUGGGGUUGAACAAUGAAAAUGAGCGUAACAAGUGUUCAGAAUGCCGACGCUCCUUCUGCUCCGCCAGUGCCCUGAAACGCCACCAACAAGCCAAGCACUCGAGUAUCCAGACAUUAUUUACGUGUGCCCUUUGCGAAGCACGCUUUAAAACGAAAUGGUCACUUUCGACACACAAAUCGAAGUACCAUCGUGGACAAAGUGCCACUAUUAUAAUUCGUACAAGUGAACAGGAUUCGGCCGGCACUGCUGGUACAAACGACACUGACGACGGUGCCGGCAAAUCCGUAGGGGAAGAUUCUAGUACGAUAGCACGGAAGACGGGAAAGCGCACCGCAUCCGGUGGAAUGGUAACGCCCGUCACAUCGCAGGUUAUCGUUGAUGCGGGAAAUUCUUAA
Molecule: messenger RNA, 1266 nt
Organism: Anopheles aquasalis
Lineage: Eukaryota; Metazoa; Arthropoda; Insecta; Diptera; Culicidae
Product: broad-complex core protein isoforms 1/2/3/4/5-like
Biological process (GO): regulation of transcription by RNA polymerase II
Cellular component (GO): nucleus
Molecular function (GO): protein binding
Source: RefSeq, a predicted model, not a curated record